CCAAUAAAGUCCCCGGUUUUGCGCCUCCUUUUCUUGAACGGUUAGCGAUCGAGGGACGUUUGUAACACUAUUCGGGCGGGAUUGAUUGGCGCGCGUCUCCGCUGUGCGAAGGGCGCAGGCGAGCAGGCGGGCGGGCACGCUAGGGCAGCCUGAGACGGUGAGCGGAGGAUGGAUGUUCCCAAGGAGAGGAGAUGCGUCCCUAGAGUCCGGGCAAUCGGGGAGCUGAGCGUCGGGUUCACUUGGGCGCAGGUUUCGUUGCGGUUACUGUCCAUGGUCUACACACUCGGCGCGCUGUCCUUCGUUGCGUGGUUGUACGUCUAUUGGAGGCCGCAGCCACAUACCCGGGUCGAUAUUCUCGUGCCCUCUUUUGUUCCGGUCACCGUUGGAGUCCUGACGGACGGUGGUGAAGUGGUAUCGCUGCUCUUCUUCAACCGAAAGCGGGCCGUACACCCCGUAACAGUCUGUUUCGAUGUCGCCCUGAUCGGUGUCGGCAUCUUUUGUUUCCUUGUCCUCAGCAUGAUCGAUCGCGGAACGGGAAUCCGGCGAGAGUACUGGGCUCAUGAUAUGACGAAUGCAAUGAUCUUCAUGAUUGUCUUUUGCAUCAUACACUCGGCGUUCAUUGUCCUUGCAGCCGGAGGAGUUAUACACGUCUAUCUCAAAGGAGAUAGGAGCGAAAGGGAAAGCAUAGAAGCGCAACUGGAAAGGAGUCGUGCUGAUAUGAUUCAGUUUAACGAAGCACAGAGGUUAAAAGCGCAAGCUGUCGAAGUAGUAUGAUGAGGC
This is a messenger RNA of Canariomyces notabilis, 780 nucleotides long. RefSeq lists its product as uncharacterized. The transcript has 3 exons. The coding region runs from base 169 to 774 and encodes 201 amino acids. The record is from RefSeq and is a predicted model, not a curated record. NCBI's taxonomy places the organism in Eukaryota, Fungi, Ascomycota, Sordariomycetes, Sordariales, Chaetomiaceae.